Messenger RNA from Xyrauchen texanus (razorback sucker), 3033 nucleotides. RefSeq names its product spermatogenesis associated 20 (gene spata20). Gene Ontology annotation, biological process: carbohydrate metabolic process. The coding region runs from base 60 to 2516 and encodes 818 amino acids. The transcript is spliced from 16 exons. NCBI's taxonomy places the organism in Eukaryota, Metazoa, Chordata, Actinopteri, Cypriniformes, Catostomidae. The record is from RefSeq and is a predicted model, not a curated record.
UCGACUGACAGAUGCCUGCGUGAAUCCGCAGCACGGUCAGGUAAGGUCGAUGCGGAUCUAUGAUGCUGAGAUUGGGCUUCGUACGGUCUCCAUCAUCAAGCACCAUCAAAAACAUCCAAUACGCCAGGCUCUUCACAGGAUUCCUUCUGCGAAAAGACAAACAUCACACUUUAUUUAAGAGCCGGUGCUCUGGACCAGCACAAGCCCUCCAGUUUGGCCAAAAGUUAGUGCCUGUCAGUUUGAAAUUGUCCUGGGACAGCUUCAGAUCCUCUGGAGCGGUCUGCUUUAGCAUGGCAUCAGGGAGUGAUGGAACAAACAGAUUAAAGACUCCAAAACACACCAAUCGCCUGAGUAAGGAGAAGUCUUCUUACCUACUGCAGCAUGCACACAACCCUGUGGAUUGGUAUCCAUGGGGGCAAGAAGCCUUUAAUAAGGCAAAGAGUGAGGACAAACCCAUUUUUCUAUCAGUGGGUUAUUCCACUUGUCACUGGUGUCACGUUAUGGAGAGGGAAUCUUUUGAAGAUGAGGAGAUCGGAGAAAUCCUCAGCAAGAACUUUGUCUGUGUAAAAGUGGACAGAGAGGAGAGGCCUGAUGUUGACAAAGUGUACAUGACAUUUGUGCAGGCAACAAGUGGCGGUGGUGGUUGGCCAAUGAGUGUGUGGCUCACGCCAGAUCUCCGGCCGUUCUUAGGUGGCACUUACUUCCCACCCAGAGACAGUGAAAGAAGACCUGGACUGAAAACCGUGCUCUUACGAGUCAUAGCACAAUGGCAGAGUAACAGAGGAAAUCUAGAGUCCAGUGGAGAGAGGGUACUGGAAGCUCUUAGGAAGGGGACAGCAAUCUCUGCCAGCCCUGGAGAAACUCCUCCAUUUGGCCCAGAUGUUGCCAACAGAUGUUUCCAGCAACUGGUUCACUCUUAUGAGGAAGAAUAUGGAGGCUUUCGAGAGGCACCAAAGUUCCCGUCACCAGUGAACCUGAUGUUCCUAAUGUCAUAUUGGGCAGUAAAUCGUGCCACCUCUGAAGGAGCAGAAGCACUGGAGAUGGUCCUUCACACUCUCAAAAUGAUGGCACUAGGGGGCAUUCAUGACCAUGUGGCACAGGGCUUUCAUAGAUACUCAACAGACUCCUCAUGGCAUGUUCCUCACUUUGAGAAGAUGUUGUAUGAUCAAGGACAGCUUGCUGUGGCCUACAUCGCUGCUUAUCAGGUAUCUGGGGAACAGCUUUUUGCAGAUGUGGCUCGUGAUGUGUUGCUUUACGUCUCCAGAGACCUAAACGACAAGUCUGGUGGGUUCUAUAGCGCUGAAGAUGCAGAUUCCUUCCCCACGGCAGCGUCCACUGAGAAGAGAGAGGGAGCGUUCUGUGUGUGGACAGCAGGAGAGAUCAGAGAGCUGCUUCCUGACAUCGUGCAAGGGGCCACAGGAUGUGCAACGCAGGCGGAUAUAUUCAUGCAUCAUUAUGGUGUGAAAGAGCAAGGCAAUGUGGACCCUGCACAGGACCCUCACAAAGAGCUGCAGGGUCAGAAUGUGCUGAUUGUGCGUUACUCAGUGGAGCUCACCGCUGCUCACUUUGGCAUCAGCGUGGACAGGCUGUCCGAGCUGUUGGCUGAUGCCCGGGCCAAGCUGGCUGAGGUGCGGAGAGCCCGCCCACCUCCUCACCUUGACACCAAAAUGCUUGCAUCCUGGAAUGGGCUUAUGUUGUCUGGGUUUGCACGUGUCGGAGCCGUGCUGGGGGACAAGGCUCUACUGGAAAGAGCUGAGCAGGCUGCUUGUUUUCUUCAAGAACACCUCUGGGAGGAAGAGGGCCAGAGGAUUCUCCAUUCCUGUUAUCGUGGAAAUAACAUGGAGGUGGAGCAAGUUGCAUCCCCCAUUGCGGGCUUCCUAGAUGAUUAUGCCUUUGUGGUGUGUGGGCUGCUGGACCUGUAUGAGGCCACACAGCGGGUCCGUUGGCUGCAAUGGGCUGAAGAACUCCAGCAGAGACAGGAUCAGCUCUUCUGGGAUUCCCAGGGCAGCGGCUACUUCUGCAGUGACCCAUCAGAUCCAACACUACUGCUGGCCCUCAAACAGGAUCAGGAUGGUGCUGAGCCCAGUGCAAACUCUGUUUCUGCCAUGAACUUGCUGCGGCUCUCCCACCUCACAGGCAGACAGGAUUGGAUACAACGCUCUCAACAAUUACUGGCUGCCUUCUCUGAUAGACUCAUUAAAGUGCCGAUUGCACUGCCAGAAAUGGUCCGCAGUGUAAUGGCCCAACAUUACACCCUUAAACAGAUUGUUAUCUGUGGCCAGCCUGAUGCCGAGGACACUGCAAGUUUGAUUUCCUGUGUCAACUCCCUUUUUCUACCCCAUAAAGUCUUGAUGUUGGCAGAUGGUAACACAGAGGGCUUCCUUUACCAGAGGCUGUCUAUCCUCUCCACCCUGGUUCCUCAGGAUGACAGAGCCACUGCGUAUGUGUGCGAGAACUUCACCUGUGCCCUCCCCAUCACCUGCCCACAGGAGCUCAGGAUACUGCUGUUGGAGUGAGACCUGCUGUCACACCACACAAGCAGUGAAGACCAUCACUGUGGGUUCUUUCUUGAGUCAGACUGCUAAAUGUCUUAGAAUAUUAAACAGUAGCAAACUGCAGACAUAAAAACAGUCAUAAAUGAAACACACAGUGGCAAGGCAAACCUCUAGGGGUUGCCCUAUUUUGUGAUGUUCUGCCUCAUUCUUAGACCUAUCUUACAGGCCAGUAGUCUGGGAGAUGGAAAUACAAUGACCUAAUAAUAUGAGGUGGAACGCUGAGACUAAAUCUUUCAUAGGUUUGUCUCAGGGGUUUGAGUGAUUUAUGACAACCUGCUUUCUUAAAGUUAAGGCAUGUUCUUCCACAAUGUUUCGUCUAUGCACUACAGCUGAACAGCCCUGAAUAAGCAACACACUGCUGAACAGACUAGAUGUAGAGAUCAGUAUAUGUGGAAUGAGACAUACAAAACAAUGUAUAUAUGCUUGAUCUCAGACUCAUAUAUAUAUAAUAGAAUAUAAUAAAUUCUCACUGAGUAAC